AUGUGCUUCGGAUCCUCUAAGAAGACACAAACUUACCCAAACGCUCGAUAUCACGGUAGCGGCAGCACUGGGAGCGGGUACCAAUACGACAAGUACGCUGCACGGAAAGCCUACAAGAAGAAACAUAAGAAGCACUAUGGGGCUGCAGGUGAAGGAGUCGGAGGAUUUUUUGAGGCAUUUGGAGGCGAUGGUGGUGGUUGGGGAGACGGUGGCGGCGGUGGAGAUGGUGGUGGAGGAGGAGGUGGAGGAGGAGGCGGGGAUGGUGGUGGCGGCGGCGGCGGCGGCGGCUGUUAA
Messenger RNA from Orbilia oligospora ATCC 24927, 294 nucleotides. RefSeq lists its product as uncharacterized. The transcript has a single exon. The coding region runs from base 1 to 294 and encodes 97 amino acids. NCBI's taxonomy places the organism in Eukaryota, Fungi, Ascomycota, Orbiliomycetes, Orbiliales, Orbiliaceae. The record is from RefSeq and is a predicted model, not a curated record.